UCCUCAGGAAAUCACAUUUCUUGUGACAACAGAUGUUUUUACAAGCUUCAUUUCUACUUUACAUGUUCUUUUUGACCAUGUUCUCAGAGACCUCUGAAAAUCUCUAAAUAAUUCUUGAAAAUCAUCAGCUAAAUGCGAUCAUAGGAUACACUGUGGUGAAAGCUCAGGCUGCAUGUCUUCUUAACAGGUAUACAGUACUUGUGGUGUCUCAGCUAUCAAGAUGACAGAGUCUGCUAAUCUAAGAAAUGAACUUCCAGACCUAGGAGUGCCUUUUUUGUACUGGGACCGGAAUGAAAAUGAGAAAAAAUCAUAUACUGUUGAAACUCCAUAUGGUUUCCAAUUGGACUUAGAUUUUUUGAAAUAUGUUGAAGAUAUUCAGAGUGGUCAAACCUUGAAGAAACUGCAAGUCAAUCGAAAACCAAGGGUGCCACGCCGUUCCACAUCAUCUUUAAAAAGUCUGUCAAGCCAAACAGAUGCAUGGGUUUCAACUGAAUCUUUGGACCUUAGUGAAGAUGGAACUUCAGAUUCUGUAUUUUUCACAGGUGGUAGAACAGAAACAAAUUCCUCACACACUAAAGAAACUUUGGCCUAUAGAAAGUCCAACCCAUUAUCUCCAAUGUCAAUUUUUAAACUGCUUCCACCGCCACCAGCAAAAACUAUUGUAAAAAAUUCACGAGUUGAAAAAACACUAGAGGAGACUAGCAGAAGACUUCAACAAGAACAUCUAAAUCUAUCCUAUGUAGGCAUACAAGAUAGAUCUUGCCAGCCUUCCAAUCUUUCUAAACUUAGCAAUGCUAGUAGAAGUUCACCAAACCUUUCCCAAACAUCAUUAACUGUGUAUCAGAACAAAAGUGGAGAAACUCAUACCAUAUCAAAUCAAUGUUUCACAGGUUCUGUGAAAAUAAGCCCUAUACAUUCUGGUAGAAGUACCCCUUCUGCAAACCUUUCUUCAGCUCACCUUCAAUAUAUUCGUGAGCAGAUGGCUGCUUCAUUAAAGCGGCUGAAAGAUCUGGAAGAACAAGUAAAGAUUAUUCCUGCAUUACAGAUGAAGAUUUCAAUUCUGGAAAGAGAGAACAAGCAGCUGAAUUAUGAUUUGGAGAAACAAAAGACCAGCACAGUUAAUAAUGGACAAGCAAGUGUCACUGAUUCUACAUUGAAUGAAAUGGACAGAAAUAGUAGCGACAGGAAAGUAGAAGUACAGUCUAAGCAGAAAAGUGAUUCAGAACCUACAGUAUAUAAGAUGAGUAAAAUAGCCAAGCUGAAAAGACUCACAGAGAAACUAAGUGAUCCAGAAAGGAAUUUAGGCAGCAGGAAAAUGGCAGGUGAAAAACUGUGUGGUUACUACCCAGCAGUGAUAGAAAAGACUCGCAAGUCAGUUGCAGUUGGGGAAGAUGUUAGCAUGGCAGAUAGUGUGUUUUAUUACAGAUCAAGGCAAGAGAACAAAGAUCUUGCAGUCCAAGCCUCCCCUGAAACCAAAGAUGUGGGCGAAUGGGUUAUGGAAUCUUUAUUGGGAUUAUCUUCUGAAGUAGAGAAGGAGAUACAGCUUCUUCAGCAUACAGUAGAACAUCAGAGGGCAGUUAUUAGUAUGCUUGAAGAUCAUGUAAAGGCAGCAUCCGAUGAACUAGAGGAGCUGAGGAUAGCUGUUGCCUCUAGACAAGCUAUCGGUAUUAUGGAAAAAGACUUGACACUUCUAGCAAAUCCUGUGGAAUCAUUAGUAGACGUAUAUGUGCCACCUGACAGGAAAUUACCUGAAGAUGGUUUGAAAAUGGCAGAAACAGGUAUAAUUUGCUCAUAUACAUCUUUCUUUGACAGAUUUGAUGUUACAGAUGCAAUUAUACCUGCAAACAUUCUAAAUUCUAAUGUAGAAAAUCUACCCGGAAACAUUAAGGAAGAAUUAGAAGAGGUAAGUCAACUGAGUACCAAACAGAAACAGUCAGAAUUGUCAGAGGAACUAAUUACAGUUAUUAAGAGUAACGAUAUCAAAAGCCCUAUAGUUCCAUGUGACAAGAAUGAAGAUAAAGGUUUGGUACACAUAGAAAGAGAGCUCAACGCAUCUUCAGAAUCAAAGGACAAACAGUUAAUAACUGAAACCUCACUGUAUAUAAUAGAUGGCGCAGAUGGUGGCAAUGAAGAAAAAGAUGAUCUAGAGGGAAGGAUGAGUUUGCAAACAUUAGGUAUGCUGGUCACUGGUUGUACACAAGUCCUAGCAAGCUAAAUCUGCAAACUGCUGAAAACAUUGAUAGGAAGGUCUGACAGUAUGGGUUAAAGGAACAACUACUCCCUUGUCUGAUCGGACAUUGCCACAUUAUCUCAUGUAUAUUUCUAAAUGCACAUUGAAAUGGCAGUAUGCUUAUUACUGGUGUAGUAAGAAGUCCCAGGAUCUAUGAAAGUGUCUAAAAGAGUAACCGUAUUUUUUAUUCAGCAUACAAAUGCUCCGGUACAUACAGGCUGGGGCGGCACGCAUAUCAAACACACAUGUGGGCCGCCCCAACCUGUAUGUACCGGAACAUUUGUAUGCUGAAUAAAGGAGUAUUUUCAUCUACAGUGGUGAGUGCUGCCCAUUCUAUUUUCUCCUUUUGCCUCUGAUGAUCUGCUUGUUUGGCUGGAGCACCGCCACACUGUGUAUGGACGUAUAGGUGCGGUGGACCUUUGUCUAUUGUUAGUGUGAUGUAUGGGAGCCUGGGCAGUGCCGCCUAUCAUUUUUCUUUUAUAUUGUAACUGUAAUUUUUGCCCAGGCAACCAAAGUGAAGCUUUCUUAAUCUGCUCUCCAAAGUUAAAAAAAUAUUUCUGUAAUGGUAUUUAUUGGAAUAAUACUGUAUCUUUGCUCCAUGUGUACUGCUUUUCAAACAGUCUUGUGAUUACUAUGUCUUGUUGAUUUUGUGGAAAUUUAAUAAAGCCUUGCAGCAUUACAGAGCUAGA
Molecule: messenger RNA, 2919 nt
Organism: Bufo bufo (common toad)
Lineage: Eukaryota; Metazoa; Chordata; Amphibia; Anura; Bufonidae
Product: KN motif and ankyrin repeat domain-containing protein 1-like
Exons: 4
Coding region: 221-2215 (664 amino acids)
Biological process (GO): negative regulation of actin filament polymerization
Cellular component (GO): cytoplasm; cytoskeleton
Source: RefSeq, a predicted model, not a curated record